AUGUUGAGUAAGACGGUUCGAUAUUUGAUUGGGUAUUCAGCCAUAUCAGUCGGGCUUAUCAGUUGGUCUAUCCAUGAUUCAUUGACUCAAUCAUAUAAUUUCACCAUGUUUAUAGUUGAAAUGACAGAUGGAAUUAAAUUAGGAAUAUUACUUAAUUUUAUAAUCUUUUCAUUUAUGAUAAUCAUGAAACUAUUACAAUUGAUAAUCUUUGGAGAAUUAAGAAUCAUUGAAUUGGAACAUUUAUUCGAAACUUUACCAUUUUUCAUUAUCAAUUUAUUUCUUAAUUUAGCCACGGGUGAUAAUAAUAUCAUAUUGAAUGUAUUACUUAUGGGGUUUGCUAUUAGUUUUAAAAUAUUCCAUAUUUUGAUAUUUGAUCGAUUAGAUUUCCUUAAUUUAACAAUUGUUAAUCAUUUAAUGACUCAAGAUUUAACAUUCAUGGACGCAUUAUCAGUAUAUUUAUCCCUGAUUAGUUUUUGGUUAAAUUUAAUAUUUAUUGGGUUAGAUUUUGCUAUGGCCAAGUUCUUAAUCUAUGAUGUAUUCCAAGGGAUCAAUUCAGUAACUUGUUUACUUUUUGGAUUUCAAUUUGCAGUACAGGGGGUAGAAGCAUUAACUAAUUAUUCGAAAUUGUUAUUAGGAAUUUAUGAAACCUUGUUUUAUAGAAUAGAUAAACUGCCUAAUAUGAUGCUGGUUCGUUUCCCUAUGGAUGGCCCCAUGGAGAUUAAUGGAAUUCCCAUAGAAGGUACCUAUCCAUUUCCACAACCAACACCGAAUACAACAGAACCAGAAGAGGAUGAUGCAGAAGACAGUGAAUCUGAUCAAGCUACGCUUAAUGAGGAGGAUGAGGAGGACGAAGAUAUGCCAGAGCCCCAGGCACCAGACCCUAACUUAGAAUUCAACUUUGAAGAUGACGACGAUGAUGACGACGAUGAAGAUCAAGAAAAAAUAUGGGAAAAUAAAGCCUAUUACACCAAAGCAGUCGACAUCUGUGCAGCCAUUCUCACAUCAGUCUCAUACAUUGUAUUCAUAUAUUUAUUAACCUUCCAUUCAGGUUCCCAGCUCCCCUUAUCAAUGCUACAAGGAACUUAUUCAUCCAUACGUAAAUCAUACCUAGAAAUCAAACAAUUAUUGCUAUUUAUAGAAUCUUCAAAACGAUUAGAUGCACAACUCCCAAAUGCAACAACUGAAGAUUUAGAACAAGCAGAUAAUUUAUGUAUAAUAUGUCGUGAGACUAUGCAUACACCUUAUGAUUUUAUUCAAUUGCAUCACAGACCCCAACCACAAAGACGAUGUCCUAAAAAGCUUGGAUGUGGUCAUAUUUUACAUGUCGGGUGUUUGAAGGAAUGGUUAGAGAGAUCAGAUAGUUGUCCGUUGUGUAGACGGAAAGUAUUUCUCAGCGAGGCGGAAGCACGGGCUGCUGCCAUUGCUGCGGCCAAUCAACCACAUCCUGAACCGGCUCAGGCUCAAAAUCCUCCGGUGGAAGUACCCGAACCACCUCAAGCACAGCCUGGUAAUAUACCUGUCCCACCUCCACAAACGGCCGAUAUUCCCCAACCUACCACCGUACCAAUACAACAACAACAACCAUCUAAUAUCGAUCAUCUUAAUGAAGUCACUACUGCUCCGCCUGUAGAAGGCACCUCAACCCAACUAACAACAUCAGGAGAACCAAAUACUCAAUCAACAACAUGUCAAACUAUCUCACUUCCCCAUAAUGCCCUACUACCACCUGGUUGGAUUCUACUACCAUUAGAAAAACCGAAUCCAUCAGCUGAAGGAGAAUGCGAGGGAGAUUAUAAAGUUAGUUUAUCCAAGAUUCAUCUGGCGACAUUGAGAAUUAGGAGGAAUACUGAAUCUGGAAGAGCUAUGAUUAGAACUUAUGAGCUUCCUAGAGAGGUUAUAAAUUGA
This is a messenger RNA of Hemisphaericaspora subhashii, 1905 nucleotides long. RefSeq names its product E3 ubiquitin-protein ligase. Gene Ontology annotation, molecular function: zinc ion binding. The coding region runs from base 1 to 1905 and encodes 634 amino acids. Lineage: Eukaryota; Fungi; Ascomycota; Pichiomycetes; Serinales; Debaryomycetaceae. The record is from RefSeq and is a predicted model, not a curated record. Gene Ontology annotation, cellular component: cytoplasm. The transcript has a single exon.